Fusarium verticillioides 7600 is the source of this 1854-nucleotide messenger RNA. RefSeq lists its product as hypothetical. The record is from RefSeq and is a predicted model, not a curated record. The transcript is spliced from 2 exons. The coding region runs from base 668 to 1366 and encodes 232 amino acids. Lineage: Eukaryota; Fungi; Ascomycota; Sordariomycetes; Hypocreales; Nectriaceae.
GACCGACCAUUGGUUGACCGUUCCUGCAGCCUUCGUGCCCCAGGCUACCUUAGUCACUACCUACUAUCAACGUACUCCGUACAAUACGUACAUAACCGCUCACGCCAGCGGUUUGACACGGACCCCAAAAUAGAUCUUGGUGACAACCUUCUCCCCGUCUCGGGAAUAAUGCUUGUCUCUGAGUGGCUCAAUGUCAGUCUAAGCGCUCGAGGCAACACGCUCAACUCGUGCAGUUAGAGCUUCGGCCAAUCCUAGCCCAGCAUUCGAUGACAAUCUCUCACACCAAACGCCAAACACCAACCAGCGCGCCUAGGUAUGCUGCAAUCCUUGCAUAGGCGCUUCCAACUAUCACCCUGAUCGCCUUGAUACGAUUGGUCUCUUCACUGUUAUUGUGAUGGGUGUUCGUCGCUUAAGGUUAACGGAUCUUGUUAAGCUGUGAUCAAUCUCGUAUAUCUAUGUUGCAAAUCCCAUGAUCUAGUAUCUAACUAUUUCAAUAUCCAUUCAAAGCUCUUUCGUAUUUACGCUUGGUCCCUUUUCCUUUUCCUUUUCUUAUACUCUUUCCUUUCCUCUCCAGCCGGUCUCGGGGGUUUGAACUUUUCGUUAGUCCUGUUCCUCGUGAUCCCUCUCUGGCCAAUAUACAUCUAUAUACUCGGUCUAUAUCCUCAGAAUGGAGUCUUCCAGCAGAAACAUGUCCAUCGGUACCAAGACAGAGAUCUCAGCGUCCAACUUCGAAGCAGACGUUGAGUCGGUUCGAACCAAUCCCAGCUUCCGUAUCUAUCGCUUGAUCGACAGCGCUAGACUGGGCCUCACAGUCCUCGGUCUCGCAGCUGGCUUGACAAUGCUUGGUGUUUCGGCGGAUGCCCUCGCUGUUUUCCAUGCUACCUAUGUUCCGGAAGAUUGGUUACUACAACUAUGGCCUGCCAACUUCGAUAUGCGCCCUACCGUAGCUCUGGUAGUCGGUAGUGCCCUGGUUAUUGUGGCCAAUCUUGCCUCGUUGAUCGCCGGCAAGCUUCCGAUUGCCCGCAGAAACGCUUCGGUCAGGGCAGCAACCACAUUUGUACCCCCCGCUGUCGCCCUGAUCGCCGCCAUCAUCGCCAUGUCAUUCUUCUACGGGGUAAAUGCCUCUACCACCAACGAUUCGCUUCAGAGCUGGACAUGUCGCUGGGAGGACGUGACCAUGAACGUGCAGCCUCACUUCGGCACACUCUGCAAGCAGAGCCGGGCCGGUGUAGCGCUCUCUGUCAUGCUAGUUCCCGUCGAAGCUAUAGUUCUGGGGUUGGCGACGUACCAGUUCACCCUAGAGAAACGCUUCGACUUGGGUGCUCGUGGACCAAGCCGCAAAGCGGGAAGCCCUGCCCUGUCUUGAAAUUGAUAUCGAGAUAGGGAGAUUGGAACCGAUACUGUAUGCGAGAGUCCCACAGCCUUGGGCCUGGGUUCAGAUCAUUGAGAUAUCAGGUCUGAUCGCCAGAUACAAGUCGAGUAGGAUCGAUGGAACUGUCAAAGGAUCGGAAUUAGUUGUGGGGUGUCAUAAUCAGCCCAAGGGGGGCUUGAGACUAUUGGAACCCAUCAAACAUGGAUUCAUUAUACAUACAAUGGAUACGUACGUAGUCUAGUGUCUUCUGUUUUCUUGUGAGGAUUUGGAGCUGGGGCUGAAAACAAAGCUCGAUGUGGUUUCGAUUGCGAUAGGUCAUAUUUGGAAUAUUAAUCAACCCUCUUUUCUCUUUUCUUUUUAUGUACAGACAUACAUACACGCCGAGACAAAUGCCAGGACCAGGGCCAACGGCUCGGCCAUGCCUAGCGCGUGCAUACUGCACAGUACAGUAUGUUAACAGUCGGGCAGUGAACCAGUCCAGG